GGCACGCCAUACAAGCUCGACCAAACGCAGACUCUCCGCGCCUCCACCGCUCUCCUUCGCAAGAUCCAAAGCGACGAAGUCGAGCGCAAAGCCAACGCUGCCAACCCCAACCUCCUCGCCGACGCCGACGAUGCAGACGCCGAAGACCAAGUCCCCGUCUGGCUUGUACUGACCACGAAAAAGCACGUCGUGGACAAGAAACGCUUGAAACCGGGCAAAAUCCCGCUGCCGCAUCCCUACCUCGACAUCAGCGACGAAACUUUGAGGGUAUGCCUCAUCACGGCGGACCCGCAGCGCAAGUACAAAGACCUCAUAUCGCAUCCUGCGUUUCCCGUUGAAUUAGGAAGCAGAAUUAAGAGGGUAUUAGGCCUGGAGAAGCUGAAAGCGAGGUACAAGUCCUUCGAGUCAAGAAGGCAGCUGCUGGGAGAGUACGAUGUGUUCCUCGCCGACGACAGGGUGAUCACAUACCUGCCGCAAGUCCUAGGCAAGGUCUUCUACAAAGGCGGCAGCAAGAGACCCAUUCCCGUGAGCUUGGAGGGCAAGAGGCAGAAUGUCGACGAGCAAGGCGCUAAGAGGCGCAAGCUGAGUGAAGGCGGCACCAAAGUCGUCAAAGCGGAAGUCAAGCCACAGGAUGUCGCACGCGAGAUUGAGAAGGCCGCCAGCAGCGCGCUUGUACACCUCGCGCCUAGCACUACGACAGCGGUGAAAGUGGGACGCGCGACCAUGCAGCCGGAGCAGUUACAGGCGAAUGUGGAGGCGGUGGUGCAAGGAUUGGUGCAGAAGUACGUGCCGCAACAGUGGCGCAAUGUACGGUCUGUGCAUAUCAAGGGCCCGAACACGGCUGCUUUGCCGAUUUGGAUGGCGGAGGAGCUGUGGGCGGAUGAGCAGGAUGUGCUGGACGAGCCG
Baudoinia panamericana UAMH 10762 is the source of this 906-nucleotide messenger RNA. RefSeq lists its product as uncharacterized. The record is from RefSeq and is a predicted model, not a curated record. Gene Ontology annotation, cellular component: 90S preribosome. The transcript has a single exon. The annotation marks the transcript as partial. NCBI's taxonomy places the organism in Eukaryota, Fungi, Ascomycota, Dothideomycetes, Mycosphaerellales, Teratosphaeriaceae.